Molecule: messenger RNA, 581 nt
Organism: Galleria mellonella (greater wax moth)
Lineage: Eukaryota; Metazoa; Arthropoda; Insecta; Lepidoptera; Pyralidae
Exons: 3
Coding region: 97-492 (131 amino acids)
Biological process (GO): mitochondrial electron transport, cytochrome c to oxygen; regulation of oxidative phosphorylation; mitochondrial respirasome assembly
Source: RefSeq, a predicted model, not a curated record
UCAACUUCAGAACGUUUCUCUGAUAAGUACUUGUUUCGUAAUAGCUCGAUAAAUUUAAGAACUCUCAUCUUCGUAUAAUUCUGAAUAACUAGAAAAAUGUAUCACCAAUUAAGUAAAGUUACUGGCCGGGUGGUUGCUGCAACACAUCUACAGAGCCCACUGUUUCCAGUUGCACCAAUUGCUUUGCAACGGGUGGAGCCCCCCACAAUUCAGUACAACACUGCGCAGCUCUCAACAGUAACCGAAGCAAGCUCUUCUGGUUCUGGUCCCAGGAAUCUUAUCCCAGGAACUAACACUCCAUACCCACCUUUAUCUGAUGCUUUCCGCAAGAGACAACAACUUUUCCAGAGAGAGGAUGAUGUUCCAGUCCACUUGAAAGGUGGCCCGCUGGACAGUCUACUGUACCGCCUCACUUUGGGUCUCUGCAUCGUUGGACUUGCUGGCAUCUUUCACACAGUCUAUGGCCAUGCUUUCCCCAAGAAACAAGAUUAAAUUAUUAAAAAAAAAAAUGCAUAUAGCUGCUUGUUUAUAAGAUUACAGACAUUGUAAUUAGUGAAUCAAUAAAAAAAUCCAAAUAAAAA